Messenger RNA from Schistosoma haematobium, 1176 nucleotides. RefSeq names its product Transcription elongation factor B (SIII), polypeptide 2 (18kDa, elongin B) (gene TCEB2). The transcript is spliced from 3 exons. Gene Ontology annotation, molecular function: protein binding. The record is from RefSeq and is a predicted model, not a curated record. Gene Ontology annotation, cellular component: VCB complex; elongin complex. The coding region runs from base 192 to 569 and encodes 125 amino acids. NCBI's taxonomy places the organism in Eukaryota, Metazoa, Platyhelminthes, Trematoda, Strigeidida, Schistosomatidae. Gene Ontology annotation, biological process: transcription elongation by RNA polymerase II.
UUAGGCUCUAUUUGAUUGCGUGUUCUAAAGAAAGUUAAGCCGAGUGGAAACCAUCACAGCCAAAAUUAACAAAGUCUAUACAGCUUUGUAUCCUCCUCAAACUGAAAUCGACCAUCAAAACACGUCCAGCGCCACAUUCGUUUCGGCGUUUUGGUGGCUAAAUCAAAUCCUUUGGGACCGUUUCGGGGCGAAUGGAGGUAUAUAUGGUUGUACGCCGUAAGAAAACAACCAUUCACCUGAGUGCUAAGGAAACGAGUCUCGUUCUCGAGGUGAAGAAAAUGAUUGAAGGGAUUCUCAAAGUAAAGCCCGAAGAUCAAAUGCUUUUAAAGCAUCAGACCGAAAUGGAUGAUGAAAAAACACUGAGUUACUAUAAUCUAAAUAGCCAAACAGCAAGGGCUCAUACACCGGCAACACUUGGACUAUGCUUACGUGAUCCAGCCACUGAAAAGUUCGAGACACUGGACAUUACACCAUAUUCAAAUCCUCCAGAAUUACCAGAAGUUAUGCGUUCUCAGGAAAACUUACCACCACAAAGUGCUCCAGAACUUGUAGGCCAAGCGAAACCAUAGUUUUUUCAUUUUCACCUCAGAAGACAAUCGACGUUUUCUUUUCAAAAUUGUACCAUAUAGCCUAUGACUUGCUAGACUACCAUUGUUUUCUUACAGUUAGUUAACAUUUGCAUGUAAGCCCGGUUUGUGUUUAUUUUCAAGCUCUCAUGUGUAAUUUAAGCGAUUGUACCGGUAUAAAUAACCAUCCACUCUAAUAUGGGGUUUCUAUGAAAUUGAAAUGAAUAAUACGAUUCUGCCGAGCACCAUCCAUUGUAUGGGUAUACGUAAUCAGAAAUUUAUUACAAACAAAACUUUUUCAAACCAGAGUUAGGUUGUUUCACUCUACAUGUUUCUGACUCUAUGGUACUUAUAACACCCGCCCAGGUUUCUGUUAUCUCAUCUAUUCUCUUAAAAUACUAUUAUUUUGCUUGUUUUCUCUUACUGAAAAGUUAUCCUUUUUAUGAUUUAUUCAUGAACACACUAUUCCAAGUGUGCAGGUAUACGAUGGUCAUAAGAACGAUCAGAUGGAAGACAACCUCAAACUUAAUGAUUUACCUAAUAAAUAAUAUUAUAUAAUAAAGUCAUCUACAAAGUUUAAUUUUGCUAAAACAAACUGCAACAUAAGUAU